AUGGUCGAGAUUCUAAGUGAUACUGAAUCAGAAAAUUUUCAAGAAAACAUAUAUUAUAAUGAACCAUCAGUUUCAAGAGAAGCCAGUAAUAAAGAAAAUAGAUAUUAUUGUGAUCAUUACAUUAAAAGUUAUAAGGCUGCUAAAGAUAAUUCAACUUCUACAUUAAGGGGCCAUAUUGCUUAUGAACAUAAACAAUUGAAUUCAGAAAUAUCUACUUCAGGACCAUUGGAUAAAUUUGUUAAAUCAAAAACAGCAUUGGCAUUUUACAACUAUUUAUUUGAUAAUAUUGAAGAAUUUCAACAAAAAAAUGAACUUUCAACUGAUAUGAAUGAUGCUAUAAAUGUUUCAAUACAAAAACUUAAUGACUAUUAUCCAACUUCUGAUGGUUUAGUUUAUAUUGUUGCAACAA
This is a messenger RNA of Diversispora eburnea, 409 nucleotides long. Lineage: Eukaryota; Fungi; Glomeromycota; Glomeromycetes; Diversisporales; Diversisporaceae. The record is from the annotation of a GenBank genome assembly.